This is a messenger RNA of Arabis nemorensis, 639 nucleotides long. NCBI's taxonomy places the organism in Eukaryota, Viridiplantae, Streptophyta, Magnoliopsida, Brassicales, Brassicaceae. The record is from the annotation of a GenBank genome assembly.
AUGAAACUAACGUGGAACAAGAACCCUAAGAAACGAUCUCGUGGAGUUGUAACGAACUUCCCUGAUCUUCCUUUCGAGAAGGAAUCUCCAGAGACCCAUUCUUCUCAACGCCAAUUUCUCGAAGAUGAUUCUAAGCGUAGACAAUUGGACUCGUCGGAGGUUGGACUCAAUCAUGAGAAAUUUGAUCUCGAAUCGAAGAAUCUCGCAGAAUCCUUUAGAGCUCAAGGAGACAAGCUCGCUGAGGAAGGAAAAUACCAGGAGGCUCUAGGUAAAUGGGAAGCUGCUCUUAAUCUUGUCCCUGAAAAUGCGGUCCUGCAUGAACAGAAAGCACAAGUGUUACUUGAGCUUGGUGAUGCAUGGAAAGCACUCAAGGCUGCAACACGAGCGACUGAGAUAGAUCCAUCGUGGGCUGAGGCGUGGACUACUCUUGGAAGAGCACAACUAAAUUUUGGCGAACCUGAUAGUGCUAUCAGGAGUUUCGAAAGCGCAAUAUCGAUCAAUGCGGAAUCCAGUGAGGCGAAAGACGAUUUACAAACUGCAAAACAACUAAUACAGAAAAGAGAGCAACUUCAGACAUCAGGACAGGACACUGACACUAAACGUUUUGUGGUCAGCGACAAGAACAUAGAGCCAAACUAA